AUGAUGAUGACGAUGAUAAUGGUGGCGGUAAUGGUGGUGAUGGUGAUGGUGGGUGUGGUGGUAGUGGUGGUGGUGGUGAUGAUGAUGAUGAUGAUGAUGAUGGUGAUGUUGAAGAUGAUGAUGGUGAUGGUGGUGGUAGUGGUGGUGAUGAUAAUGGUGGUGAUCAUGAUGGUGGGGGACGUGGUGGCAGUGGCGGUGGUGAUGAUUAUGAUGAUGAUGACGAUGAUGAUGGUGAUGGUGAUGGUAGUGGUAGUGGUAGUGGUACUAGUAGUGGUGGUAGUGAUGAUACUGGUGAUGAUGAUGAUGGUAAUGGUCGUGGUAGUGGUAGUAAUGAUAAUGGUGGUGAUGAUGUUGGCGGGGGACGUGGUGGUAGUGGUGGUGAUGAAGAUAAUGAUGAUGAUGAUGACGAUGACGGUGAUGGUGGUGGUGGUGGUGGUGGUGGUGGUGAUAGUGAUGGUGGGGGUGGGGAUAGCGGUGGUAGUGACGAGAAUGAUAUUGAUGACUAUAAUAAUGGUGGUGGUGGUGAUGAUGAUAAUGAUGAUGGUGGUUGGGGUGAUUGUGUUGGGGGUGGUGGCAGUGGUGGUGAUGAUAAUGAUGAUGAU
This is a messenger RNA of Porites evermanni, 602 nucleotides long. The record is from the annotation of a GenBank genome assembly. Lineage: Eukaryota; Metazoa; Cnidaria; Anthozoa; Scleractinia; Poritidae.